AUGUCACAAGGCAUUGGUCACCUGAAGUAUGGACCUAGUUUCCAAUCUUUCAUUGAUGCAUCGUUUUUCCAAGAGCUGUCUAGGCUCAAGUUAGAAGUACUGAAACUGAAUGAGCAAAAAGUGCCACUUUACUCCAAGAUGGACCUUCUAGCGAUUCCUGAAAGUAGCAACAGCGCUUCUUUAUUUCUGGGUAAGCAAAACUUUGAAGUGGAGUCGGCGACUGACGAUGGCAACGGUCUGACUGUCGAUGGUGCGAUUUACAACUUCAAUACCUUAGAAGAGUUUAAGUCUCUAGAUAAGCAGAGGUUUUUGCAUGACAGAGCUGCAGAUGUCUGGGAAGCAUGUCAGACCAACAUUAACAAUUGCUUCAAGUUCAGCAUUAUCAGUUUUGCAGACCUGAAAACGUACAAGUAUUAUUAUUGGGUUUGUGUACCAGCCUUGAUCCACGCAAACGUAUCAAUCUCUGUUGCACGUAAUCUAAGCGUCUCAAGGGAAAUAUCUGAAACUGCCCAUAGUUGGUUCAAGCUAUAUCCAAACGACUGGGUUGCCGUUCUGACGGAGCACGACACGAUUUGCGCUUACUCCCUAGAAGCGGCCAAAACAUGUAAAGCGUUGUAUCUGAGGGACUGUUGCAACGUCAAGAACACUCCCUCGACCAUAACAAAGACUAUCCUGUCUAAGUAUUAUAGCGACUGUCCUGAGAGGAAAGAACUUGAUGUUUUCUUUUUCAGAGAGAUGAGUUCAAGUUUUGGCUAUACCUUGGAAUUCCAGUCGAACGGUGCUGAACAGGAUUCUGUGGAUGCCUGGAAAAUAAGUGGGUGGGAGAGAAAUGUAUCCGGAAAGCUUGUACCGCGGUUUGCAGAUCUGAGCAAGUUAAUAGAUCCCUUGAAAGUAUCUGAACAAUCGGUGGAUUUGAAUCUGAAGCUAAUGAAAUGGAGGAUUGUUCCUGAUUUGAAUUUAGAUAUAGUUAAGAAGUCAAGAGUUUUGAUUCUUGGGGCUGGAACAUUGGGAUGUCACGUUUCGCGAAGCUUACUUGCUUGGGGUGUAAGAAAGAUUACUCUUGUGGAUAACAGUAACAUAUCGCUUUCUAAUCCCGUGAGGCAGCCGCUGUUUCGGUUUCAAGAUUGUGGUAAACCAAAGGCUGGAGUUGCAGCACAAGCACUAAAAGAUAUAUUCCCAAUGGUGGACGCAACAGGGAUACAACUGACCGUACCUAUGAUAGGCCACCCAAUAAUAAAUGAUGCAAAAGAGGAAGAAGAAUAUAAUACGUUAGUCCGCCUCAUAGAUGAACAUGACGCCAUUUUUUUGCUGAUGGAUUCAAGGGAGACACGAUGGUUACCCUCGGUCUUAGGGGAUGUCAAGGGUAAAAUUGUCAUAAGUGCUGCUCUAGGGUUUGACAGUUAUCUAGUUAUAAGGCAUGGUAUUUACCAAAGGGAUGAGGAUGGAGGGGGUAAAAGGUUAGGAUGUUACUUCUGUCAUGACGUUGUUGUUCCGACUGAUAGUUUGGCAGAUAAAACAUUGGACCAAAUGUGUACAGUGACGAGACCCGGGGUUGCGCUAAUGGCCUCAGCCCAGGCAGUAGAGUUGUUAGUAUCAAUUUUGCAAAACGGCAUUGCUAGAGAUACCCCCAAUAAUUCAAAGAGCAUUUUGGGUGAUAUCCCUCAUCAGAUCAGAGGGUUUUUGAAUCAUUUUACAACACUGAAGUUAGAAACCCCCGCAUAUGAACAUUGCCCGGCUUGCUCGAGCUCAGUUGUUGAAAAAUGCAGGGAACUAGGUUGGAAAUUUGUUCAGAAUUCAUUGAAUGAUUCCGAAUACAUUGAAGAAUUGAGCGGAUUAAAGACCAUGAAGAUGGAGUUGGAAGAACAGUUGAAUAGUCUUAAUAUGGAUGAAACUCAAUUUGAUGAUAACUUCGAAAUAAUAGCAUAA
Molecule: messenger RNA, 1926 nt
Organism: Huiozyma naganishii CBS 8797
Lineage: Eukaryota; Fungi; Ascomycota; Saccharomycetes; Saccharomycetales; Saccharomycetaceae
Gene: ATG7
Product: Atg7p
Exons: 1
Coding region: 1-1926 (641 amino acids)
Biological process (GO): protein modification by small protein conjugation; autophagosome assembly; piecemeal microautophagy of the nucleus
Cellular component (GO): phagophore assembly site; cytoplasm
Molecular function (GO): Atg8 activating enzyme activity; Atg12 activating enzyme activity
Source: RefSeq, a predicted model, not a curated record